UCCUCGGUGCGCUGUCCACUUCAGCACCACAAGCCGAGUCGAGGCAGCGGGCUAGCUAACGCUGAAGAGGAGGAGCGGGGACUAAAAAAGACACGGCUCAGCAUCAGCACCAGCACCCGACCCGGAGUCCCUCAGAUACGGACGAAUAGCAACCGAAACACCGACGAGGGGAAAGACUGCGGCGAAGACUUCAGUAACCAUGUACGAUGCGGCAAGGGUGCCGUCUCCUAAAGAUGGUGCGAACGGGGUGGCCCAACCUGUGGUGCCCGGAGCAGGGGCAGCAGCGGGAGCAGGACCAGCAGCAGGAUCAGGGGGGUUGACUCCGACUGCAGCCCUACAAGCCAAAACCGAGGAGGGACAGCCAGGUGCAGAGGAGGAGGAGGAGGAGGAGGAGGAGGAAGAGGAGGAGGAGAAGAAGCCCAAAGUAGAGACGGUCCUGAUGAAGAAGCCUCACAGAGAGAUCCUGGACCACGAGAGGAAGAGGAGGGUGGAGCUGAAAUGUAUGGAGCUGCAGGAGAUGAUGGAGGAGCAAGGGUACACAGAAGAAGAGAUCCGACAGAAAGUGAGCACAUUCAGACAGAUGCUGAUGGACAAAGAGGGGGUCAUUACCAGAGAGGGCUCACACACACAACCAGGCGUGAACCACCUGCACUAUCAUCCCGACCAGUAUGAACAGGACCCUGAGGUGGUCGGCUAUGAAGACGGAGGCUAUGAACAUGAUUACCAUAGUGACAACAGGGUGAAGAGGAAAUCAAGCAGCUCUCCGUCCCCUCGACCGAAGAAGAGGAAGAAGAAGAAAUCUGGCCGCAGAAGGAGUCGGUUCGGCAGCUCGUCACCCACUCACAGAGAGAAGAAGAAGAAGAGUGGGAAGAAACACAAGAGAGACAGAUCUGCGUCUGACUCCCGGAAAAAGAGGAGAUACAGAUCUGGCAGCCCAAAGAACAAACACAAAGACAAGAACAAACAGAAAAAGAGGUCCCCCGGUGAGACCCCGAGCAGGAGUUCACAGCGUCAAGGAAGCUGCUGCAGCUCCCGUAGUGCCUCCCUGUCCUCCAUCCGCAGCACCUCCAAAUCUCCCACCAGAUUGAACUCCAAGCACAAGACAGAUGGACAAAAAGCGUCGGGCACCUCGCUGUCCCCGGGCUCCAACGCUCCCACCGCUUGGCACAACGGGGACCACACCCAGCGGAGCCGCAACGGAAAGGCCGGCAGACUCAACCACAGCGAGGGAGAGAAAGGGCACGAUAAGCUCCGUCUGCUGACCUCCAGCUCUGACGGCCUCCAGUCCACUCUGCUGAGAGAGCAUAAGCUCCACAGCGGCCCUGGCAGGAGCCAAACGGGACAAAUGUGCACAGCGGGAGAGGCUGGGAGUGUGGACGGCAGGAACACAGCUGUGAACCAGACGUCGGGGAGGAGAGGGAGUCAGAGAGGCCAGAAUAAGAGCUCCCACUCCCCCGCUCACAGCAGCAACUCGGCCCACUCGCAGCACAACCACGCUCACAGAGGGAGAACCCCUCGGCAUCAGAGGAAGACAAAAGGUGGCCACUCUUCCAAGCGCCACCACCGCUCUACUCGAGGUCAGGCUCACCACCGGAGCACGUCGGCAUCUCCAGGACGCCACUCGCACGCAUCGGGCAGGAAGAAAGAGGAGUCUCGAAGCAAACCAAACCUCCGGCAGCGCAGCAGCUCCUGGAGCAGCGGCCGUUCGUCGUCACGUUCUGCCUCCAGAGACAGAGGGCCGAGCAAGGCCAAGUCCCCCCACAACAGACAGAAUAACUCCAGAGAGAGGGACAGUGCCAACCGCUCCGACACCGACAGCCGAGCCCGCCGUCGCUCACGCAGCUACUCGCCCAUUCGUAAAAGAAGAAGAGAUUCUCCCAGCUUCAUGGAGGCUCGCAGGAUCACCAGCGCUCGGAAGCGGCCGAUCCCGUACUACAGACCAAGUCCGUCCUCAUCCAGCUCCGACAGCAGUCCGGCGCGCUCCAGCCGCAGCCGGAGCCGCAGCUACAGCAGCUACAGCCGCAGCAGGAGCCACAGUCGGAGCCAUAGCAGGAGCCGGAGCCGCAGCCGGAGCUGGAGCCGUAAUCGCAGCCAAAGCCGGAGCUGGAGCCGCAGCAGGAGUCGAUCCCGCAGCCACCACAGCUACUACAGCCGCAGCAGCUACGACAGUCCGGGAUUCUGAAGGAAACGGACAGAAGAGAAACAGAAUCAAAGAGAGAAGUCCUGAUAGGUUUUACGAUGAUGGUCCAGGGCCCCUCGACCCCCCACCCACCCCCACCUCUAUCUCUCUCUAAAGCCGAGCUUGGAUCAAAGAGGAGAAUGUUUUUUUAAAUAUAGCACAUCACUAUCGAAUUGGCUGCCACUGUUCAUUAUAUCGUAUACAAAGGAAAAGUCCGGUAGAGCCCAGAGAACAAAUCUUGCUGUAUGUAAGCACUUUUUCUCUUCUUCCACCAAGCAACCAAAAAUGAAUCAAGUUAAAACUAUAUAUACACUCUAUCUAAAUAUAUAUAUACUACAAAAAGGAGCCGAGUAGAAAGAAGAAACGUGGACGCAACAGCAGCUCACUUUACAUUUCAGAAAAUCAGACUUUUUUUCUUCUUCCCUCAUCACGAACUCGUCUCCUCAAAGACUUUCAUUUCAGCGAUGCAGCGCGAUCAACAAAAGUGAGAACAAAAAAGAGAAAGUCGGAGGAUGAAAUCGUAAGCGAAAAACAAUUGGAAAAAGGAACUUUUU
Messenger RNA from Labrus mixtus (cuckoo wrasse), 2733 nucleotides. RefSeq names its product serine/arginine repetitive matrix 3 (gene srrm3). Bases 200 to 2182 code for a protein of 660 amino acids. The transcript has 14 exons. Lineage: Eukaryota; Metazoa; Chordata; Actinopteri; Labriformes; Labridae. Gene Ontology annotation, molecular function: mRNA binding. The record is from RefSeq and is a predicted model, not a curated record.